UUUAUUUUUCAUGAGUGUUGUAUUGCUGGGUUGAGAUAAGCCUUCGUAUUUUUGUAAGUAUUUUGAUAAUAUUUAUUAGUUACCAUUUAAACUAUUAUCCAUAUAUAUAUAAAAAAUGAAUUUAUAGCACGUGCACAUAUAUUACCACUGAAGCAGAAAGUGCAGUUUUAAUUUAUGUAUUUAUCAAUUUAUAAACUCAAAAUAUUCUAGAACUCUAAAAACUAACCCUAUAUAGGAAACCCUUAGUUACAUAUACAUAUAUACAAGUAUUUUUAAGAUGAUUCUAAAACAAACUAUUGUUUGAACCAUAUACAUUUUUUAGGUGGGUUGUAGUGUUAAUAGAAAGCCACAAUCAUGUUGGCGGCAAGUGCUAUGGAGAUCAUGAGAACCAUCCAAACUGGAUUCCAAUAUUUGGCCUUGAUGCAGUUCACGGCUUACCUGAUACCUCCACAGGCUAAUGUUCAAAGUGGCGCCACUUACGACUACAUUAUUGUUGGUGCCGGUACAUCCGGGAGUGUGAUUGCAAGUCAACUGACAGAAGAUCCUCAUAUAUCGGUCCUUUUGAUUGAAGCUGGUGGUGACGCUCCGUUGGAAUCAACCAUGCCAGCAGCAGUGGCUUUUCUUAAAAACUCCAGUUAUGAUUGGAAUUACAUCGCGGAGCCUGAUUUACAUUCAAAACAAUGCCAUCGUAGAUCGUCUCCUGAAGUGAUCCUUGGCAAAAUGCUCGGAGGUACCAGUUCCUUAGACUACAUGGUCUACUCUCGAGGACAUCCUACAGAUUACGAUAACUGGGCCAAGAUAGUUAAAGAUCCCACUUGGAAUUGGGAAAAUGUUUUGCCUUACUUCAAGAAAAGCGUGAAAGUUGAUGACGAAAAUUUCCUAAAAUCAGCAGAUAGUGCUAAAAAUUACGGAUCAGACGGUUUAAUAGGAUUAACGAUAGACAAUCGUGAUUACGUGAAUAAUCUGUUAGAAAGCUGUAGCGAAAUGGGCUACGAUAUUGUUACUGACCCAGAGAGUUCAAUUGGGUAUUCGAAAAUGCUGGUAAGCAUAGGUGAAGGAGAACGACACGGCAGCGGAAUUAUGUUCCUCAAACCUGCUAAAGACCGUAAAAAUUUGCAUGUACUUAAAAACACAUUCGUUACCAAAAUCAAUUUCGAUGACAAGAGAAAUGCCAUUGGCGUAGAAGCACUGACAGAAGAUGGAAAAACAUUAAUCUUAAAAGCCAAAAAUGAAGUAGUCGUUGCAGCUGGUGCUAUAAACUCUGCAAAAUUGCUUAUGCUUUCAGGGAUCGGUCCCAAAAAGGAUUUAGAAAGUAGGAAAAUCAAAGUGAUAUCAGAUCUCCCAGUUGGUCAGAACUUGCAGGAUCACGUUUCUGUUAUGAUACCCAUUGCUAUGGAAACCAUUGCUGAGCAACCGGUAGACCCUCACGUGUAUUUAGCGCCUCCUGUUAUAGGUUACGUGGCAUUAGACAAAUCCCAGAAAUACCCAGACUACGAAACAGUUUCGUUCUACGCUCACGCAAGGCAGCUGCUUUAUUACUGCGCUUACUCAUACGCUUUCACCUACCACAUCUGUGAUGACAUAUACAUGCUGAUGCACGGUCAGGAUGAAAUCGGAAAAAUGGGUCUGAUGACUGAUAUUGUACACUUGAACCCAAAGUCAAGAGGUGAAGUUAAGCUUAAAAGCUUAAACCCAAUGGAACCUCCAGCAAUCCACGUUGGGUAUUUUUCGAACGAAGAUGACAUCAACGAUUUAGUAAAAUAUAUUCAAGAGUUCAUUCCUAUAGUUAACACUACGUUCUUCAGACGAAUUGGAGCAGAAUUGGUUGAAACUACUUCAGGUAGUUGCUAUGACUUCGAAGCGGGUAGUGAUGACUAUUGGAGAUGUUACACUACUUGUGUUUAUACUGGUUUGAACGACUACAGUGGUACUUGUGCCAUGGGUAGUGUUGUUGAUAGCAAACUUAGAGUAUACGGCGUUCAGAAACUAAGAGUUGCUGAUGCCAGUAUCAUGCCUGUUAUCACAAGAGGAAAUACAAAUGCCCCUGUAGUCAUGAUUGGCGAAAAGGCUGCAGAUUUUAUUAAGGAAGAUUACAAAACUAAAUAUUGUUAAUGUAUUCUUUUUAUUGGCAAACGGUGAUGUGAUUUCUAUUUCUUGAUCUAUAAAUACAUUGGUGUUUGUUA
Trichoplusia ni (cabbage looper) is the source of this 2183-nucleotide messenger RNA. Its product is annotated as glucose dehydrogenase [FAD, quinone]-like. The transcript has 3 exons. The coding region runs from base 355 to 2112 and encodes 585 amino acids. The record is from RefSeq and is a predicted model, not a curated record. Gene Ontology annotation, molecular function: oxidoreductase activity, acting on CH-OH group of donors; flavin adenine dinucleotide binding. NCBI's taxonomy places the organism in Eukaryota, Metazoa, Arthropoda, Insecta, Lepidoptera, Noctuidae.